UGUUGACCUGUGUUUUGACAGGUUAAUCCAGGUUUGGUUUUCAACAAAAACGUACAGAAAACAUCUGUAAAUGCUUUCCUGCAGAUUAUUGUAAUAAGGAGCAGGUAUGUUACAGUUAAACUGAAUAUCAACAGGUGGUGAGCGGGGCGCCAUGCUUUAUCAUCUGUGUUGGGCUAGGGUUAACAGACGAUCAACAGACAGCUAACCGCCUGUCUUGCUUUCUCUCGUUUAGGAUUUGAUGUUUUGAGUGUUUGUAAAUGUGCUGGUGCCAUUGUAGAAAAAUGAACAUCUCAGCAUUUUGCUGAAUAGACCUAAAGAAAGGCUUCAAAUUAAACCAGUCCAUAGUUAAAUGGAGAUGAGGCUGGUUUAUAUUUGAAUACUCAAAGCAUGUGGUGUGUGUUUCCCACAGCCCGUCCUUCACCCAGUCACUUUAUAAAGGUCAUUAUAGUACUGACAGUUUUGUUAUUAUCGCCUGUUGUGAAAGGGGCGGGACCAGGAUCGGGGCACGCGGUGAUUGGACGUGACGAUGCGCCAAGUCACGACGCUUCCGUUCUGUGCCUCCGCGCAGGCGCAGUGACGCCUCUCUUCUGAUAUUUUAUUUACUCCCAAAACCCAAGAUGGCUCCCGUGAAUGUCUCGUCCCCAUAGCAAAUCGAGGAUGCAAGUAGCUGCCGUUAAAACAACUUUUCCCCGACCGUCACAACCCGUGGAGUUCAUUUCGUAUGGUGCGGAGGAGGCCCGGACAUCCGUCUAGGCACUGAGCAGCCGUCGGAGCUUCGCGAAACCUUCUUCAAGCCACCAAUUUGGAGUAGUUUCGCGAAGUAGCGCAUCUCCUCGCUGUCGCCGUCUGUCCGGAGCGAGGUUCAGCCAGGCAGCUCAUCCAAAUGGCCGAACCGAGAAAAGUGCAGUUUGUCACCCUCUCGGCCUUCGCAGCUGGAGCGGCCGCGGAGUCCAGGAAACGCCGGCUGGAGGAGGAGGCCGACUUCAACUUCGGCGGAGCCACGGAGGUCGAGGCAGCGACCGGGGCAGCGGGGGCUGCCAGCAACGGUCGCCUCGGCAAAAACGGCGACGCGGAGAAGGCUGUGGGCGAGAAGAGGGCGACGGUGCGGCUCAACCUGUCCCUGCCGGAGCCCGACGACCGCUCCUCCGCCGAGUUUAAUUACGGCGAACUCAUCCAAAACCUCCAGGUAAAGAAAAGUCUUACUUCAGUUCACAAUCCCAAUGACCCCUUCGACGAUGACGAGAGAGAGCGGCUCCAGGUCGAGGCCCUGGCCAGAAAGUUUGAAAAUAAAUAUGCUAACACAGAGGAGAAGAAGAAGAAGAAGGACAGAAUGCAAGAUUUGAUUGAUAUAGGCUUUGGCUACGACGAGACAGACCCCUUUAUCGACAACUCAGAAGCUUAUGAUGAACUGGUUCCUGCGUCUCUGACCACAAAGCUGGGGGGAUUUUACGUCAACACGGGAACGCUGCAGUUCAGAGCGGCCUCCGACUCCGAGCCAGAGGAGGGCAAGAACUCUAACGACAACAAGGAACAGGUAAUGAAGAAGAGGAAAAAGAAGGACGCGAAUGACCUGGAAGAGAAGGACGCGGAGAAGAACAAAGAACCCAGUCAGGGAGUACCAGCUCUAACCCUCCAGCGGCCAGAGAAGAAGAAGAGAAAGAAGCUGAUGAAGGAUUCUCUAUACCUGGCAGCAAUGCUCCGCCGCUUCACCCGGGAGAAGGAGGAGAUGAGGAAGACCAACACAAACAUGGCUCCCCCCGGUUUGGCAGAAGCUGUGGCUAACAAGUUACACUCCACCAACUCAAAGAACCACCUGUUGGCCACUAACUCCACCCAUCUGCAGGGCAACACAGUGAGCAGCGACUUGUCACUGGCUGACCUGACCUCUGACCCCGCUGUGAUGUCGCUGCUAGGCUCGGCCAAUGAGAAGGAACUGCAGGAUCUCUUAGGCGACCUAGACUUUGGCUUGGCAGACACUGAGCAGCAGCAUGCAAUGGCGGCGGCCAGGGAGAAUGGCAUUCUGGGAGUUGGUGUUCCAGGCUCUAAAGGAGCAGCAGCAGCAGGAGGAAGUGGCCAAGGGCGAGGCCCAGGGUCUUCCAGCGGGCUGUUUUCUCCGCCUCUGCUGCCUGAGGGACUGCCUGCUCCUCUUAUUAAACGCAUCGAGGACCUGCGGGCGGCCUCGCGGCAGUUUGAUCAAGAGGGCAGGAAGAAAUUUUUCACCUUGGACAUGAAUAACAUUCUCCUGGACAUUGAGUUGCAGGUCCAGGAGCAGCCUCCUGAUGUGCGCUUAAGCAUCUACUCGCACAUGGAGGCGUUUGUGCCGUGCAAUAAAGAAGCCCUCCUCAAACGCCUGAAGAAGCUCAGUCUCAACAUCCAGGAUGACCGUCUACGGACGCCGCUGUUGAAGCUGAAGCUGGCUGUGUGCAGUGUGAUGCCGGAGCAAAUAGCCAGAUACAACAUGGACUGCAUGGCCAGGGUUGCAAAGCAGCAGUCAGGAGAGGGCGAUAAGAAUGGCUCAGAGGAGGAAGAUGAGGAAAAGCCUGGGAAAAGGGUGAUGGGCCCACGGAAGAAGUUUGCCUGGGACGACAAGCUGAGGACGCUGCUGUGCAGCUUGGUGCGCGUGAAGCUGAGCUGCUACGAGAUGGAGAACCAGUGCUCUCUGUCUGUGGAGGACUACCUCAAGGCCUUCUUAGAGAAUGAGGUCAAACCACUAUGGCCCAAGGGCUGGAUGCAGGCCAGGAUUCUGCUCAAGGAGAGUCUUGCUGUUCACAGUCACCUCACUGGAAACCUAGUCAAGAGGAGAAUGGUGCCUGGGCAAAAGGCCAAAGCCAAGGAGGGUCUUUGGAUCCACAAACCACCUGUCAUGAUGACCUCCACCCCGUCUCAGCCCUCCUGCGUGUCCUCUCUGAGCUCCACCCGCCAGGCCCCCUCCUCUGCCUCGCCGCCGGAGCCCAUCUGUCUGUCGGACUCGCUGGAUGAGGAUCUGACCGCUCCCUCUCUGGACUCCAUCUCCCACGCUCUGGCCCUCCUCAGCAACGCGUCGAAGGGCCUGGGCCUCUCGGACAGCCCCUUGUCGCCCCCACCCCUGCAAAUGCCCACCUCUUCUCCGCCCCCCGUCACCCCUCAUUACCCGUCAGCCUCUCAGCUUUCUGCCUCCCUGGCAUCAACAACGCAGCAGCAUUCCCUCUCGAAGGUGGAGGCCACUCCGCUGGCGUCUGCUGGGAACGUGACGACGACAACGACAAUAACAACGCUACCGACCUCCUUCUCUACCUCCUCUUCACCGUCUCCGGCCGUCUCCUCCUUCGCUCGUGUGCAGGCAGCCGGCCUCUCUCUGGCUUUCAAUGACUGCAGGUUGGUGCACUCAGCCCUGAUUUAUAGCAUCAUCGCACCACGAGACGUAUCAAGACCCCCAUUCAUCUACCUAGGCUUUUUUCCCUUGGCUUCGUCCAAUCACAGGCCGAGCUUGGUGAUGGGCGUUAGUGGCAAGAUGCAGCCACAUCCGUCCCCAUCGCCCCCGAAGCAGCGGCCUCCGCCCACCGCUUCCCCGCUGCUGCCCCCCCAUCAGAAGGGCUUUGUUAGCCCGGCGGGGAUGCUGGGAGCUAUGGGAGCCCCUCAAGGACUGGCCAAGAGCAGUGCCAAAGCCAGCAGCAACGGCAGCGUGAGCAGCAGCAUCACGCCGUCUUCCUCCCCGUCCCCCUCCCCACUUUCCCGCUCUAGCUCCAUCACCCACGCUGUCCUGCAGUCCUUCUGCCCUCAGUCCACGGUGGCCUCCUCGGCGUCCCCCACCUCGCAUACCUCACACUCCUCGCAAGGUAAAUCCCACGGACAUCAUCACCACCACCAUCACCACCAGGCUAACUUUAUCACACCCAUGCAGGCCACCCUCACCAAGUCCUCCCACAGCAGCAACUCCUCUCCCAUCAUCAAGCUCACCCCCCGGCCUCCCGCACCCACCCCACCUCCCUCCUCCUCACCCUCCCCGUCAUCUUCGCCCUCACACCCGCUCUCCCAUCAAAUGAUCCCCAGCCAACAGCAACAACACCAGUACUCCCCCAAAACCCCAAAAAACUUUCGCCCCCCGUUUAGCGUGUCGGGCGGCGGGCAGGUGAAGCAGACGCAGGGACACUUCAGUUUCGCUGGAGGCCAGAAAGCUCAGUCCACGACGAGCACCAGUAGCAGCCUCAUCAACAACUCCAUCCUCAGCAAGGGGGUUAUUUCCACCGUGUGCAGUCGCCCGGACAGGGCGCCCCUGUCGUCGGCGCCUUCAGUCUCGGCCAAUCACGGGCAGAGGCAGAGGGAGAGGGUGGUGGGUGGGGCUACCCAGAGCUCAAAGGCCGGAAACAGUUGGGCUGCUUCAGGAACCAUGGCAACGUCCUCCACAACGUCACACCUCUCACAGGUAUCGACAGCAGGCGCUUCCCUCCUGGGCAGCCCCUCUGCUCUGCCGCUGGGCUUUGGGAUGCUGGGAGGCCUGGUGCCAGUCUCGCUGCCCUUCCAGUUCCCGCCGUUGCUCAAUUUCAACCCUGCCGGAGCCCCAGGGAUUGCUGGCAUGGCCUCAGCCCCCAGUUCCAACUCAGGAUACACCAUAGCACAGAGUGACCUGAUAGAUCUGUAUAAGAGUCUCCAGUCAGGGUCGCAGGCUGCUCUACCUCCUCACUUGCAGCUUGCUUUCUCAGAUGCGAACCAAAGCCAGGGUGGAGACAUGAAGAGGAAACCCCACUGACUAAUAACCGCACAGGAGGCCCCCACCGGCAGGGUGACAUCACAGCCUCCUGGACACAUCCACCAAUAGGAAUCUUCACUUUGACUGAUACAGGACGAGAGGGCGGGGCUCCACUGCCUCUUUUAUAAAUGGACCUAAAGCAGAAUCAGUUUAUCGGAGUGGCAAUGAUUCAUUAUUUUAACUGUAUUUUCGAACCGGGUAUGAGAACAAGGCCGAGUGAAUGACGAGAAAACCUUUUUAUUUUUGUUCAGUUUUUUUUUUUUUGUCAACAUGUUUACAUAUGACCGACCUGGAUCACUGUGGAAUGCGCGUGAGCGAGGUGGUGAUACAGAUUAGAGUAGUAGUAUGCUAAUAUAAGUUGUAUUUAAGCUUAUGUGAAAUAACCGGACGUGUUCUUGCAGUACAAAAAAAAAGAUUAUUUCAUUGUCUUUUGGUCUCAGAUGUGGGAAACUUAGUGUCCGUAGAAACUUUAUUGUGGUCACCUCUGCUCCCACAAAUGACUGUUAAGUAGUAGCUUGAAUUGAUAUAUAGAUAAAUUAUUUGUAAUUUACACAGGGACAAAAACAUGUUGUGUGUGUGUGUGUGUGUGUGUGUGUGUGUGUGUGUGUGUGUGUGUGUGUGUGUGUGUGUGUGAGAGAAUCAGACACUGAGAGAGAGAGAGAGCGUGCGUGGUGAAGUUGACUUGAGUGUGUAUGUACAUAAAAAAACACAAUAUACUGUUAAUCUCUUUCCAGAUGAUUCUGUAUGGCUGGGCCGAGGCGCGUACCUUCUCGUCACAAUAAUGAGCGAGCGUAAGUUUGAUGCCCCUCUCUUGCUCAGUGUGUUUUGGUGCUGUUUAAUCACACUGGACCUUUUCUGGAAAAAAGACUUGAAUUGAGAAAGUUUUGGGCUCUUGUGAGGAGAGGAGCCUCCUGUGAGAGAGGGGAAACACGUCAAGAUUGUAGCCUACUUUUGUUUGUUUUUUUAAAGCUAAAAUGGAUCUAUUUUCUUUCUCUGCUUAUUAACUCAAUCCAACUUAAUAUAACACAACGCCUUAGUUUGUAUUGAAACGUAUGAAGAAGAUCUAUGCAGGACUGUAAAACGCUCAAUGCAAAAGUGCAAGUCGUCGCUUGGCUUUCAGCCUCUACUCAACUAGUCGGUGCGUCUCUGGAGUUGUAAAUGUUUGUAGAUGUCCUGUCGAUCAACACUUUUUCUGGGGCGUGUUCAGACAGAUAGGGAAGCAAAUGCUGUGACCGGUUUGUACACAAAGUCGAUUGAAAGAAGCGAUUCGGUGUUAAAAUUGUGGGGGAAAAGUUUUCCCGCAUUCGCGUCCUGUCGUUCAAACAGUCAUUGCAAGCAGCACGAGACUUUGGGGGGAAAACAGAAUCGAGGACGGCUGACGUGGACGACGUCGCCCUCUUUGUUAAUCACUUACAAAACACAAACCGUUUGGAACAUGGCUGCAAACUCACAACCUCUUGCAUCAACGUAUAGUCCAAUAUUAACACUAAAUUGAUUCAGCUAAUCCGGUGCAGCUUCAUGCUGGCGUGGCGCUGACCUCUCUGGAAUGACGUGACGCGUCACUGCUCCCACAGAAUCAGUCGUUGUGCCAAAAUGCACUUUUCUGUCUGAACAAACCUGCAGAGAGAGAUUACCUCCGUUAACUAAACCGUUCUUCCUGAGUCUCCCGUCCCCACCCGACUGGUUCCUCCACGUGUGUCCGUCUGACCAGCUGCACCGAGAAUGGCGCCAAAGAUUGUUCUGUAGCUCACUUAGAUGGGGUGCGGCUGGUCACUGUGCGCCUGUGAUUACACCCCCCCCCCCCUCCCCCCCAUGAGUGUCUAUGUGUGGGCCUUCAGGAUGUCAUUGUGAAGUCAUGUGACUGGAGCAGUGGGGAGACAUCUUAAAAAUUGUGCCUUGUUUGGGGAUCGGGGAGGAUAAAAAUGACAUUUCAUGGUUAACUGGUUACUUAAUUUGGUCUUUUGUAGAUUAUUUUUGUGUGUCAAUUGUUAAAUUAAACAAAACUGGUGGUUUUCAUGACAA
This is a messenger RNA of Gasterosteus aculeatus aculeatus (three-spined stickleback), 6748 nucleotides long. It is a transcript of the gene ubn2a, whose product is annotated as ubinuclein 2a. Lineage: Eukaryota; Metazoa; Chordata; Actinopteri; Perciformes; Gasterosteidae. Gene Ontology annotation, biological process: chromatin organization. The record is from RefSeq and is a predicted model, not a curated record. Gene Ontology annotation, cellular component: nucleus.